CACACGAUGCUCGCAUUUUCCUCGAUGCAAUCAAUAAUCCAAGUCUAAAUUUUCCGAAACCACCACCAGGUAAAUAUUAUUUAGUUGAUAAAGGUUUCCCAGAAAGACAAGGGUAUCUCACACCUUACUUCAAGACAAGAUAUCAUCAAACAGAAUUUCGUGCUGCAAAUCCAAGGGGAUCUCGAGAAGUGUUUAAUCGAGCGCAUUCAUCUCUAAGAAGUUGCAUUGAGAGGGCUUUCGGAGUUCUUAAGGCGCGGUGGAGAAUUUUACAAAAAAUGCCCAUAUAUUCAUUAUGUGACCAGAAUAAGAUAAUUUGUUGUUGUUUUGCACUGCAUAACUACAUUCGGAA
This is a messenger RNA of Cuscuta epithymum, 349 nucleotides long. The record is from the annotation of a GenBank genome assembly. NCBI's taxonomy places the organism in Eukaryota, Viridiplantae, Streptophyta, Magnoliopsida, Solanales, Convolvulaceae.